Poecilia reticulata (guppy) is the source of this 4037-nucleotide messenger RNA. It is a transcript of the gene orc3, whose product is annotated as origin recognition complex, subunit 3. The record is from RefSeq and is a predicted model, not a curated record. Gene Ontology annotation, cellular component: nuclear origin of replication recognition complex; nuclear pre-replicative complex; DNA replication preinitiation complex. Gene Ontology annotation, biological process: DNA replication; DNA replication initiation. NCBI's taxonomy places the organism in Eukaryota, Metazoa, Chordata, Actinopteri, Cyprinodontiformes, Poeciliidae. Gene Ontology annotation, molecular function: DNA replication origin binding.
ACAUUGGCGGGAAAGCAAUGAAACGUCACCAGAAUCCGACCGGAGUUUUAAAAACAUCUGAAAUCGUGUAAACUGCUAGCUACCGAGAGGCUGUUCUUUUGCUGCUUUACUCAACAAUGGCGACGUCUUCUUUCUCAAGGGGUUGCUUCGUUUUUAAACCCAGCGCAAAGAAGAAGAAGAAGACAACCGUUGAUCUUGAGAGUUAUUUCACCGACGGUUGUGAAGGUGCCGAGAGCAGCAAAACGCGCUUCAAGCUUUGUUUGGAUCUGUGGAACAAAAUCAAAACAAAAACGGAGGACCUGCAGGACGAGCUCAACAGAAACAUCUUGGACAGCUUGCUGGAGUUCACCAGGAAGUGCUCCUCCACCCGUCGUCACGGCGACUGGGCCUCCCAGAUGAGGGCCAGUGAGAUCCCCACCGCCGCGCUCGUCCUGGGGGUGAACGUUCCCGAUCACGACAUCACGUUCCAGAGUUUGUCGGAGCUGCUCCGUGGUUCCGUCACGCCUCACGUUGCGUCUUUACAGGCCAAAGAGUGUGGAGCUUUGAAACAUCUGAUGAAAAGAGUCCUUGAGAGACUGAUGGAUGCUGUUGUGGACGAUGAAGAAGAAGAGGAGGAGGAGGAGGAGGUCCAGCAUAGCGGUGCUCCGCUCCAUAAGAGCGUCCACUGCUCUCUCAGAGCUCUCUGUGAUUGGUACAGCUCAAAAACGAAGAAAUCCAGCUGCAGUUCUUCUGGAAAGAAGCGCAGCUCCUCCGCUGUGGAUGAGCAGCAGCUGCCUCCUGUUGUGAUCAUUUUCAAGGAUUUGGAGGCUUUUAACCCAAAGGUUCUGCAGAACUUCAUACUCAUCUGCAGUCGAUAUCUGGAUCAUUUGCCGCUGAUGUUCAUCUUCGGCGUCGCCACGUCGCCCAGCACCGUCCAGCGCAUGCUGCCUCACUCCGUGUCCUCGCUGCUCUGCAUCGAGCUCUUCCAGUCUCUGUCCUGCACUCAGCACCUCACCACCGUCAUCGACAAGCUCAUCCUGACUCACUCCUUUCCUUUCAAACUCAACGGGAAAGUGAUGCAAGUUCUGGUCAGCAUCUUCCUCUACCACGAUUUCUCAGUCAGAAACUUCAUAAAGGGUCUCCAGCUGGCCCUGUUGGAGCAUUUCCACUCCCAGCCUCUGAGCUCACUGUGCUGCAGGAAGAAGGAAGCUCAGAUUCAGCUGCAGCAGCUCGGCGCCGCAGACCUGGACAGGAUCAGGCAGCUGCCGUCGUUCAGCAGGUUUCUGAAGGAGCAAGAGCAACAGGAACAAGACAAUCUGCAGACAGACGACACUUAUUUAAAGGAGGCGUGUCAGAAACUGCUGAAGGGGCUUCAUAAAUACCACAAGAACUAUUACCCCGUCCUGCGCUGUCUCCACACUCUGACCUCCUCGUUGCCUCGCUACCCUCUGGGCAAACAGAUCAGAGAGCUUCAUUUGAUCUGUCUGGAGAAGAACGUGUGGGAGAGUGAAGAAUACCAGUCGGCCAUGAAACUUUUAAAGAUGCUGGCGAAAGAUGAGCUGAUUUCUUUGCUCCAGAAAUGUGCAGAGGUUCUGCAGCGGGUCAAGUCUAAGGAGAUGAAGAACGCUCUGGUCCAGCUGGAGGAGCUACUUGAUAAAUUUGAGCAGCUGAACGCUGCUGCUGAAUCGGCCCCCAGCGUGGAGGAGAAACUCACCUGUCCGGUGAAAAACCUUCAGAAGAAAACGGAUCUGUUCCAUCUGCAGAAGACGCUGCUGGAGAUGAACGAGUCCCGCAGGGCCAAGCGGAUGAAUCCCUUUGAGGUUCUCCGGAACGAAGCCGUGGAGUUUGUCGACGGUUUAGUGAAGGAUCAUCUGUCGCCGCCGGAGUCCAAGCCGCUGUACGAAGUUUGCUACUACAGUUCGUCGGCCACCGUGAGGCGCCACCUCAACGCGACGCCUCGUACCUCCAUCCAGGCGGCGCUCAGCAGCCCCCACUGCUACAUCCAGAACGACAGCUUGACGUCGGAGGACGGCUCCGUGUCCAACGCGGCUCCUGACAUCUGCAUCGCUCACAAGCUGCACCUGGAGUGCGGCCGGCUGAUCAACCUGUACGACUGGCUGGAAGCCUACUCUACUGUUGUUUCUGCUGCAGAGGGCAACGAUCCGGAUCCACAUGGUUCUGGAAAAAUGGAUGAAGUCAAACACGCUCGUUUCAUCCGCGCCGUGUCGGAGCUGGAGUUUCUUGGUUUCAUCAAAGCAACCAAGAAGAAGACGGAUCAUGUGGCCCGGAUCACCUGGGGAGGAUGCUAACAAAACGUACCGCUCUUUUUGUUUUCACAACCAGUUUGGGUCAAUUUCUUUCUAAUAAAAGGCAUGUAUUUAUUUUUCAGUGUUUCGUUUAUGUAUUUGUUUUGCUGAAAGGUGUUUCUCUUACUCUAAAUUAAGUUUAUUAUUCCAGGACUGUAAAGAAGCGGUAAACUGCUCUCAAAUUUCACUGCGGCAAAGCUAGCCGGCUAUUCAGACAGUAGAGCCGUCACCUUAUCUACUGAAGCUAAAUUUAAGUUGCUUUUUAUGCGUUUUUCUGCCUUCCUGUUCACUUUCUCCCGUGUCUCUGUUGUUGUUACCAUGGAUGCCUUAUACAGAACGUUGCCAAAAUAAAAGCAUGAAACUUUAGCUGCAGUUACAAGAAACAAAGUAACUACAUUCAGUUGGCCUUUACACCAAAUAUUAUGGUUUCUCUUCUACAAGGCAACAAAUGUCGUUUUGGAAAGGGGCCACAAACAUUAAGAAACCAUUUUGUAGAAGAAAGUAUCAGAGAAAACAAAACAAGCGGCCAUUUUGAGGCUGGAGAAGUGAACGUUAGAGAAAAUAUGCAUCCUGAAGAACUGAAUGCCAAACAUUCACUACCAGAAAACAAAGUUAAUGGGAUAAAUGUUUGCUAAUGCUUUUGUUUUUAAUAUGUGUUGUAUGUUACUUCCUUGUCUUGUUCUUUACUUUUCUGGUAUUUCCAAUCUUCUGUUUUGCCAUCAGUUUUUUAAAGCUAAGCUUUGGCAGCUUUAACAACUGGGAAAAAGUUUUCACCAGUUUCCUGUUUGCAGGUUCUCACCAGCUACAUAUACAUAGUGCUUUAGAUAAUAGCGCACAAUCAAUAACUAUUAUUACUAUUCAUGUUAAUACAUUAUCAUAUAAUGUAUAUUAUAUAUAUAUAUGUGUAAAUAACUAAGUGUUUAUUGCAGAAAAUGUUUUAUUUUGCCAGUAAUUUUUAAAUAUUUGAUUCAGCAUUUUCUGCCUAGUGCUGCUCUUGGUUUUUCCCUCAACUACAGAAGUUGGUGAUUUAUAGUUUCAGUUAGUAGAGCAGUUGGUUUUCACGGAGCAACUGGGAACAUUGUUUCAUACUGGCAGUCCCUCAGGUGGGUCGAUUGUUCAAGUAUUUGCUCAGAGUCUGGCGUGGAUAAACCCGACCUCAGCCCAAUAGAUCGAUUAGAGCAGAGACUGAGAGCCAGGCCUUCUCGUCCAACAUCAGUGUGUGACCUCACACAUGCACUUCUGGAAGAAUGGUCAAAAAUCCCCAUAAACACACUAAACCUGGAGGAGGGCUGAAGCUGUUCUAGCUGCAAAGGAUGGACCGACGUCACCCUGAGGAGAGAGACGUCACUGGCAACAUAUUGAUUUAACAAUAAGCAUUGCAACUUUGGAAGAAAAAAAAAUAAAAAAUCACAUUGUCUUAUUUAGAUGGGCUCUUGUUUUGAAAUUACACUUCAGGUCCAGAUGUCAUUUGCUGGGUGUCUUCUGUUUUUCAGCAACAUGCAUGUCAACUUUUGGAAAAUAAAAUAAAUAGUAAUAAGUUCCAUAAUGCAGCUUGAAGUGUGACGCAGAAAAGAACUGAAUCACUGAAAAUUUUCAGAAAUUUCCACAAGCAAAGAUUCUCAACUCUCGAUUUAUUGUUUUUUUUUUUGUUUGUUUUUCUCCACUAAAGUACAUCGGUUGCAAACUGAUACCAGCUGGGAAAAAAACUUUAAAAUAAAUACAGACACUGGUGGGAAUAAAACAAAAAAAAAA